Messenger RNA from Cadophora gregata, 1074 nucleotides. RefSeq names its product Trans-enoyl reductase fsl5 (gene FSL5). NCBI's taxonomy places the organism in Eukaryota, Fungi, Ascomycota, Leotiomycetes, Helotiales, Ploettnerulaceae. The transcript is spliced from 2 exons. The record is from RefSeq and is a predicted model, not a curated record. Gene Ontology annotation, molecular function: oxidoreductase activity, acting on NAD(P)H. Bases 1 to 1074 code for a protein of 357 amino acids.
AUGGGCUCUCUUCAAGCAGAAUUCCAAACGGCAAUAGUUGGCACACAAGAUGGUGGUCUCAAGAUCGCCCACAAUGUGCCAAUUCCAAAAUUGGAGGAUGACAUGAUCCUUGUUUCCAACUCGGUUAUGGGCCUCAACCCUGUGGAUACCAAAAUGACUGGCAAUCUUUGUACCGUCGGAGCUGUCGCCGGCAUGGACUUUGCUGGCGUUGUUCUGGCUGUUGGCUCGAACGUUACAACUGCAGGCGAUAUUGCUAUUGGAGAUCGUGUUUGCGGCGCUGUUCAAGGAAUGCAUGCUUUGACACCAACAGUAGGCGCUUUCGCACAGGUGGUCGGGGCCAGCGACGUAGUGACGCUGAAGAUUCCGUCUAGUAUGACUUUGGAGGAGGCAGCUUCAUUAGGAAGCGGAGUAGGAACCAUCGGCCUAGCUCUAUAUCAAUCGCUAGACAUUCCAGGAACGCCAUUGAAGCCAGCGAAGGAACCAAGGUUCGUCUUAGUAUACGGUGGAAGUACUGCUACCGGCACACUCGCUUUGCAAAUUCUCAAGCUAUCCGGUAUGAGGCCGAUCACCACAUGUUCACCCAAAAACUUCGAUCUUGCCAAAUCCUACGGAGCAGAAGCUGUGUUUGACUACCGGUCAGCUUCGGCAACUGAGGACAUCAAGACAUACACCAAGAAUUCUCUCAAAUACGUACUGGACUGUGUUUCCGAGCCAGAGACGAUGCGUUUCUGCUACAAAGCUAUCGGCCGGGCGGGAGGAAAAUAUACGGCCUUGGAACCAUUCGCUCCAUCCUUACACACGAGGCUUACGGUCCAGCCUGAUUGGGUGCUGGGUCCGACUCUACUUGGCAAGGCAAUUGGAUGGGGUCCUCCGUUUGAGAGAGAAGCCAAUCCGAAGAUACGAGAAUUUACAAUAGACUGGUUCAAGACAGUUCAGAAAUUAUUGGAUGAAGGAACGCUACGUCCUCAUCCAGUACGAGUAUUGACAGGUGGGUUCGAGGCGGCUUUGGAAGGCCUCGAUCUCUUGCGAGAAAAGAAGGUAUCGGGCCAGAAAUUGGUCUGUAGAAUCUGUUGA